This is a messenger RNA of Trypanosoma cruzi, 528 nucleotides long. RefSeq lists its product as uncharacterized. Lineage: Eukaryota; Euglenozoa; Kinetoplastea; Trypanosomatida; Trypanosomatidae. The transcript has a single exon. The record is from RefSeq and is a predicted model, not a curated record. The coding region runs from base 1 to 528 and encodes 175 amino acids.
AUGCAGACGGUAAUUCAACAAAUUCAUCAGGCCAAUUUGAAGGCCGUCCUGCUGAGUAGAAUUAAUCUCUUCUUUAUUAUCUUUAACUGUGUGGCGAUGCUGAUUUUUAUUGUGACGUGGUCCGUGUCGAUUGCAAAAGAAGGGGGUGGGGUUCUGGCGCGCUAUGCGGCUUGCAUUAUCUCCUUUAUUCUCCUUGCCGUGGCCACGUUUCUCUCGGCGAUGGUGCACCGCAAGCAGCCACAGCUGCUACUGUACUACGCCCAUGAAGCCAUCUCGAUCCUUGCCCUCAUCCUCACCGCCAUCUCAAUGGGCACCAACGACGUGGUGGUGGACCUCUGCAACACGAAAAGGGCUCUGUCAAACACACAGUGCGGCUCGCACACAGCGGAACUUUUGGCACAAAUUAUGGCGUGCAUUUCGAUGGGGUUUAAUUACGCCUCCACGCAGCAGCGCAUUGUAAAUUUUAUUGACAAGGGAAUCCUUGACGGCAUUAGAGGGCGGUCCGGUGGCAUGACGCAGCUGCCGUAG